AUGCAAAACUGUUCUUGUCUUUCCUAUGCUUCGACCAAUGUGGAUGGUACUGGCUGCGAGAUCUGGGAUACUGAUCCUACCAACAAUAGCUCGUCUUCUUAUAGUCCCAGAACCAUGUAUAUUCGUGACAAAGAAUAUGAGCUAGCACAAGAGGAAGAAAAGGCGGCAACUUGGCUAGUUGUUGUGGCAUCACUGCUACUAAUUCUACCUGUGAUUUGGUUCUUCAUCUAUCUUGUUUUGAGGAAAUUUAAAGUAAAAGUAACUGUCAUAUUUCGCGGAGUUUUCUACUUUUUAUGGGGGAAAAUCAUUCCACAAAUUUAUAAAGUGAUUGGUUUCAUACGGAGGAGGCUUCGAGCACUGAGGGACGGUUCAACAAUAGACCGUGAACUGUUGCUGCGUGAAUUGGGAAUUGAUAGGAGAGGCCGGCACAGAAGAAGUGCAAGGAAGAAUAACAAUGAACUUCAGAUUUAUAACUUUGAAAGUGUAGCCUUGGCAACAGAUUACUUCUCUGAUGAGAACAAGCUCGGUCAAGGAGGUUUUGGUCCUGUUUACAAGGGGAUGUUACUGAAUGGGGAAGAAGUGGCUAUCAAGAGACUAUCAAUAGCAUCAGGGCAAGGAUUAGUGGAGUUCAAGAACGAGGCCAUGCUUAUUGCAAAACUUCAACACACAAAUCUUGUGCAGUUGCUAGGAUGCUGCAUUGACAAGGAUGAGAAGAUGUUGAUUUACGAAUACAUGCCUAACAAGAGCCUUGAUUACUUCCUCUUUGGGCUAUUGUACCUUCACAAGUACUCGAGAUUGAAAGUGAUACACAGAGACAUCAAAGCUAGCAACAUUUUGCUGGACGAGGAUAUGAAUCCCAAAAUAGCUGAUUUUGGGAUGGCUCGGAUAUUUGGAGCAGAAGAGUCCAAAGCCAACACCAAAAGAGUUGCUGGCACUUUUGGCUAUAUGUCUCCGGAGUACUUCAGAGAAGGGCUAUUCUCGGCUAAAUCAGAUGUGUUCAGCUUCGGGGUUCUAAUGCUCGAAAUCAUUUGUGGAAGGAAGAACAACAGCUUCCAUCAUGACUCGGAAGGACCUCUCAACCUCAUAGUUCAUGUAAAAGCUAACACUCUUCUUCUUCUUUCAUUUGUUAGCAUCUCGCAUGCUUAUUUGGUCUUUGGAUCAUUGGAAACUCUGUUUUCAGGCGUGGAAUCUUUUCAAAGAGAACCGAAUCCGCGAGAGGAUAGACCAAGUAUGUUAGAUGUUGUGUCUAUGAUAUACGGCGACGGCAAUAAUGCUCUUUCUUUGCCUAAAGAGCCAGCUUUCUAUAAUGGUCCACGGAGAAGCUCGCCGGAGAUGGAGGUUGAGCCAUCGGACUCGGAGCCGGAAUCUGUAUCAGAGAAUAGUGUUACCAUCGCGGUGAUGGACGAGUUAAUAUCGAGCCAAAGUAGGUCUUACGAAUAA
Molecule: messenger RNA, 1440 nt
Organism: Microthlaspi erraticum
Lineage: Eukaryota; Viridiplantae; Streptophyta; Magnoliopsida; Brassicales; Brassicaceae
Source: the annotation of a GenBank genome assembly